AUGACAAAAGGUUUUACGAUCGACUUCACUGGCCAGACCAUUAUCGUUACUGGAGGUAACCGUGGAAUCGGCUACGAACUCAGCAGGGGCGUCGCGACCGCAGGUGCUAACGUCGCCAUCAUCUACAAGAGUUCCAAGGAUGCCGAUUCUGUUGCUGAGAAGAUUGCAAAGGAGUUUGGAGUGAAGUCAAAGGCGUACCAGGCCGACGUCUCCAAGGCGGACAUUGUUACCAAGGUUUUCAAGCAAAUUGACGAGGAGCUUGGGCCUGUCACUGGUCUCGUCGCCAACGCCGGUGUCUCUGUCGUGAAGCCUGCCACCGAGCUUACCGAAGAAGACUUCAACUUCGUUUAUGGUGUAAACGUGCUUGGGGUCUUCAAUACCGCCACAGCGGCCGCCAAGCUCUGGACCGCUCGCCAAAGCAAAGGCAGCAUCGUCAUCAACUCUAGCAUGUCUUCUCAGAUUAUCAAUCAAGCCGGAGAAAAUAUUCCCCUUACCCAGGUCUUCUAUAACUCCUCUAAGGCUGCUGUCUCCUCCGUUGCGAAGGGUCUCGCGGCGGAAUGGGCUCCGCACGGCAUUCGCGUCAAUACACUAUCACCAGGCUAUGUCAAUACUGAUCAAACGUCUCAUAUGGAUCCUAAGUUACGCACUUAUCAAGCGGCAAACAUUCCGUUGAGAAGGUUUGCUGAGCCCCAAGAGAUGGUGGGCCAGACUGUUUUAUUACUCAGUGAUUAUGCCAGUUACAUGACUGGUGGGGAGUAUUUUGUUGAUGGUGGUCAACUCGUCUGGUAG
Cantharellus anzutake is the source of this 789-nucleotide messenger RNA. Its product is annotated as NADP-dependent mannitol dehydrogenase. Gene Ontology annotation, molecular function: oxidoreductase activity, acting on NAD(P)H, oxygen as acceptor. Bases 1 to 789 code for a protein of 262 amino acids. NCBI's taxonomy places the organism in Eukaryota, Fungi, Basidiomycota, Agaricomycetes, Cantharellales, Hydnaceae. The record is from RefSeq and is a predicted model, not a curated record. Gene Ontology annotation, cellular component: intracellular anatomical structure. The transcript is spliced from 11 exons.